Ceraceosorus bombacis is the source of this 910-nucleotide messenger RNA. NCBI's taxonomy places the organism in Eukaryota, Fungi, Basidiomycota, Exobasidiomycetes, Ceraceosorales, Ceraceosoraceae. The record is from the annotation of a GenBank genome assembly.
AUGGUGCGUGCGCAGAGAAUUUUAGCGCUCUGGAGAUCAGCUUACUGACAAAGUGAAUGUGGUUGUGUCGGUGUUUGCGUCCUUAGGCAUCCGGAGUGAAAGUCAACCCCAAGUGCUUGGAAGAGUUCCAAGCGCUGAAGCUGGGACACAAGACCAAGUACAUCAUCUAUGGUUUGAGCGAGGACAAGACCGAAAUUGUUGUGCUCAAGACUAGCACCUCGGACAAGUACGAGGAAUUUCUGAAGGAGCUCCCUGCUGAUGACUGCCUCUGGGCCGUCUACGACUUCGAGUUCAGCAAGGGCGACGAUGGAAAGCGCAGUAAGAUCGUCUUUAUCGCCUGGUGAGCGCUUCUUUGAGCAGAUUCGCCAUGAGUUGCAGGCGGCGCAGCAUUGCCUCUGCGAGCUGCGCAGCAUCUUAUCAGAGGGUAGCCGCGUUACUGUGCUCGACUCAGGGGCUGACCCCAGAGGUAUUGUCGCGCGACAGGUCUCCCGACGAUGCCAGGAUCAAGUCAAAGAUGCUUGCCGCAUCCUCAAAAGAACCUCUGCGCAGAUCUCUCGUUGGUGUAGCUGUCGAAGUCCAAGGAACCGAUCUGGACGAGAUCACUUACGAUGCCGGUGAGUCGUGGCAUAUCGCGUGACAGGCGAAUGAAGCAAAUCGACCUUGUAAAGUCAACAUUGGUGUAGAAGCUGGCAAGGGACAAAGCAGGCUAGGUGGUGGCGAGCUGCAUCUCCACCAGCAACGGCUUGGCGCUGACAGAUCUGUCUCCUUCUGUGUCUCUCGCCUGAUGGCUAUUCGACGCUAGUCCUGGUAAGUUGACCUUCUCCCAUGUGCGUUUCCCCUGAUGUGAAUACUACGCUAACAAUCAUGCUCGCCUGGUCGCACGCAGGAGAAGUGCUCUCGAGGCUACUAA